Mucor velutinosus is the source of this 1101-nucleotide messenger RNA. RefSeq lists its product as uncharacterized. The transcript has 2 exons. Gene Ontology annotation, molecular function: oxidoreductase activity; FMN binding. NCBI's taxonomy places the organism in Eukaryota, Fungi, Mucoromycota, Mucoromycetes, Mucorales, Mucoraceae. The coding region runs from base 1 to 1101 and encodes 366 amino acids. The record is from RefSeq and is a predicted model, not a curated record.
AUGACUUCUCAAGCAUUAUUCUCCCCUAUCAAAGUCGGUACCAACACACUCAAGCACCGUGUUGUUCUCGCUCCAUUGACUCGUUUCCGCGCCACUCUUGACCACAUCCCUACUGAUCUUUUGGUUGAAUACUACGAACAGCGUGCUUCUGAUGGCGGUCUCUUGAUCACUGAAGGCACUGCCAUCUCCCGUCUUGCAGGCGCAUAUCCUCGAGUUCCAGGCAUUUACAAUCAGCAACAAAUUGAGGCAUGGAAGAAGGUGACAUCUGCUGUUCAUGCUAAAGGCGGUGUCAUCUUCACACAGUUGUGGCACAUUGGUAGACUUGGAUCAAAGAAUCGCAAUCCUAAUCAAGAACAAGUAGUAGGCCCUUCUGCCAUUCCUUUUUCUGGGAAAGACUUUGCAGGUAAUGAGUCUGAAGUACCCCGUGCUCUCACCUUGGAUGAAAUCAAGGCUGUUAUCAAUGAUUACACUCAAGCUGCCAGAAACGCUAUUGAAGCUGGUUUUGAUGGAGUAGAGCUCCAUGGUGCAAAUGGCUACCUGAUUGAUCAGUUUCUCAGUUCAUCAAGCAACCAACGCACCGAUGUUUAUGGUGGAUCGUCUGAGAACAGAGCUCGAUUUGCUUUGGAAGUUGUGGAUGCCGUUGCCCAGGCAAUUGGGGCAGAACGCACUGCUAUUCGUCUUUCUCCUGGAGGCGAGUUUAAUGGAAUGAGUGACGAUAAUGUUGAAAAAACUUGGGGUUACUUGACCUCAGAGUUACAAAAGAAGUAUCCUACUUUGGCUUACUUGCACAUGACUGAAUCUCGCUCCAAUAUUUUUGCUGACAAUCAGGCAGAUUUAACAGACACUCUUGAACCCUAUCGUAAACUCUUUAAAGGGCCUUUCAUUACAGCAGGUGGUUUAUCUAAUGCUCAAAAAUUUGCUGAGGAGAUUGCCGAAAAGACUGGUGAUUUAAUUGCUUACGGUCGUGCCUUUAUCGCUAAUCCUGAUUUACCUGAACGUCUCCGCAAUGGUUGGGACUUGAACCCUUAUGAUAGAGACACUUUUUAUACUAAUGAAGCUAAUGGCUACACCGAUUAUCCUUUUUACAAUAAACAAAAAUGA